ACCUCCUUGUGACCCACGAUUCCUCUUAUCCCUGCCCGCAGGUGGGGGAGUACCGCGAGUCGCGACACUAGCCUUCUGUACCCAUCUUUGAUCCUCAAAUUGAGACAGGCCAGGACCCCUAUGUUGUUCGGGCUCAGACCUGGACCUUCGUGGAACGAAGGAUCUGAAAGCAGCGGAGUGCGCCUUCGUCUCCCCGAACUUCUCGAUCACCGUCUCAACAGAAAUACCAAAAAGUUCAGAAGGCGAAACCUGAGCAUCGAGAAGAAAGCCUUUACUUUCUUGCUAACUAGCAUGUUAUUGCUAACUAGCACGAUAUUAACUGCCUGGACUUAGAUCCACACCUCGGCCUGUUUCCUCCAGCUCCUGUCAAUAACAGUAUAUGCCAUUGUAUUGAAUUAUACAUGUUCCAUGGUAGUACCACAGCAGUUUUCGGAACUACCUUAUGACGGAACAUUCCAUUUGAGUGCAAUCGUAUUUAUUACUAUCUGACACAUUUCGUCACAUACAUUGUCACAUAUACUACAACAAAGCACUGGCUGUGAUCAAAAAUACAUUUGACUGAAUAUGUACAGGUAUGUGUCCCAUUAUUCUAUUUAUAAAUAUCAAUAACUAUUGAUUUUACAUUCAGUAAAUUAAGAAAAGUGAUAAAAAAAACAGUCAAAAGCACCUACCCUCUAUUUUUUUUCACCAGUGGCACCCUAUCACAUAUACAGAAUGUAAGAAAAAAAAUGAUCAAAAACACUCACCCUCUGACUUUUUCUCCAAUAGCACCCUGAGUAUCACAUACAAAAAAAGUAAUGCCAGGAGUGACUAUACAUCUUCACAUGUUGAGGGUUCUACUGUCUCUCUUCGUCUGUGGUUUCCGGUUAAAACCGGUAUUUUAAAAAGACUGGCACCAAAGACCUUCAUCAAGCAGAGUGUUUCCAGUCUUUUUGUUCAUUCAGACUCUUUGGCCAAACAAGAUGCUGCAGAGUAUCAUCCUCAUCAGCCUGCUGAUAUCCUCAGUUUGUGCUCUUCACUGGAAAAUGCAGAAAGAAGAGUCUACUGGAAAUGAACUUGAAGAAGGCUCUGGUGACAUACAAACAGAACAACAACCUGGAAUGUGCUGGACUUGCAAGUGGGCGAUGAAGAAGCUGAAAAAACAGAUCUCCAAUGGAGCAACUCCGGAUGACAUUAAAAAGAAGCUGGGGAUGGUCUGUGAUGAGAUUGGCUUCCUAAAGUCACUGUGUAGGAAGCUUGUGAACGAGUACAAGGACACUCUGGUCGAAGAACUUUCAACUACUGAUGAUGCCAGGACCAUCUGUGUUAACAUUGGAGUUUGCAAGAAAUAGGCGUGGAAUUUGAAGAAUUCUGUUUUCUUUGAUAAACUGAAGAAAUGUGCAAGGCUUUAUUGUUUGUUUGUUUGUUUCUAAAGGGCUUUUCACAGUGCACUUCAUUCAUCUCUUUCUAAACCCAAUUUCUAACCCCGGGAAAUGAAAUUUUUACGUGUUUUAGCUUUUUGAGUCCAUUUCAUUCUUACCUUUAUAGUCAGAAAAGUCCAUUCAGGAAAGAAAAAAAAACCUUUAUACUGUCAGCAAUAUAUGAGGAUGUGUAAUGAAGGGCCAUAAAUGACACGACCCUGCAAAUAUGCAACGAAGAAUGUUAACCCAGGAUUUAGGAAUAUACCAUCUGUACCAAAUUAACUCAGCAUUCCAUUUACCCGUGUUUAGAAUGACCCAGUCUGAAAGGCAUAGUUCAUUCUAAAUGAAAAUACUUUCAUCAUUUACUCAUCCUCAAGUUAUUCCAAAUCUGUAUACAUUUCUUUCUUCUUUUUAAGACAAACAUUGCAAUUAUUUUGUAUUGAGUUGAUGGUGCCUAUUGAUUUCCAUAGUUUUUUUUACAUACUAUGGAAGUCAAUGGAGACCAUAAGGUGUUUGGUUACCCAUAUUCAAAACAGAAGAAAGACAUUCAUGCAGGUUUGAGAGUGAGUAAAUAAUGACAGAACUUUUAUUUUAAUGUGGACAACACCCUUAACUAUUUCAAGUGUGAAAAGGCCUUGAGUGUUCGCUUUAACUGGAAAGUUGCUGAACUUCCUGGAACUUCUGCACUAGAGCUAGAGUGCACUAGAGCUAAUAGUGUGAUUAUUGUGGUGUUGUAUGCCAAAGUUUUCUGCAUAUUUGUCAUAUCUACUCAACUUUACACCACUUUUUUGCAUUCAGUUGAAAAUAGAUGUGUGAAACAAACUUUAAUGUUCUGUGACAUGAUUUCGCACUUUUACAAGUUUUUGAGAUACUUUUACAAACAGAGGAUGCUUGAAUUAGUAUUUUACUUGUCCGUUUCUUGGUCUAUCAGCACAAUACCACAUACAUUAAUAUCUCAUGCCCAUUUCAAACUAAUAAUUUCUUAAAUUUCACAAAUAAUCAGCAAUAGACACAAUUUGCAGAAAGACUGUCAAAGACUGGCAGCCUCUCAAGAAGACCGAAAGAAACUUCAAACAUUACAAUAACGAUCAUUAUCAGUUUGUUUGUCUUUGUGCAAAUGAGCUUCUAAAACAACUUUACCUGUGAGAUAAUGCAAGAUACUGCUACUGCAAGAUUAUGAUGUCACCACAAGCAGCUUAUAUAAUUAAAAAAAUUAUC
Messenger RNA from Cyprinus carpio (common carp), 2618 nucleotides. RefSeq names its product antimicrobial peptide NK-lysin-like. Gene Ontology annotation, biological process: defense response to bacterium; lipid metabolic process. The record is from RefSeq and is a predicted model, not a curated record. NCBI's taxonomy places the organism in Eukaryota, Metazoa, Chordata, Actinopteri, Cypriniformes, Cyprinidae.